Molecule: messenger RNA, 861 nt
Organism: Cantharellus anzutake
Lineage: Eukaryota; Fungi; Basidiomycota; Agaricomycetes; Cantharellales; Hydnaceae
Exons: 5
Coding region: 1-861 (286 amino acids)
Molecular function (GO): mRNA binding
Source: RefSeq, a predicted model, not a curated record
AUGGUAUCGCCACGUCAACGUCGCCAACAACGAAUACAGCCCCAGGCCCACCGCCCUCUUCAUCACUCCUUAGUGGCGCAAAAUUCUUCUGCUGGCUCUAAUACCAAUGGGCCGUCGUCUUCCACUGUCGGUGGAGGCACUGGUGGCAGUGGAGGUACCCAGUCCAGCAGUGCGCAACAGGAGGAGAUAUCCACUAUUUUUGUGGUCGGGUUCCCUGAUGAUAUGCAGGAAAGAGAAUUUCAAAACAUGUUCACCUUCUCUCAUGGGUUUGAAGCUGCGACGCUAAAAAUCCCAAACAAGGAAUCUACUUCGUAUGGUGCGGGAUCGAACCUGGCCUCGUCUUCAUCCGCUGCUAAUGCGGCUGGCAUUAGUGUUGGAGCUAGUGACCCGUACAAUCUUGUCACGGUGAAUUCGGGAGGUGUCGUGCUUGAUUCAAGGGAUGGUACGACUACGACUGCUUCUACCUCUGGUGCGGCGAAUUCCUGGACGGAUGAUACGCUGUUUACGAGAAAUGACAACGCUUCAUCGAACGCGACCAUGCAGCCGCCCCCAGCCCCUGGACCAGCACCGCCUCGAAAGCAGAUCAUUGGAUUUGCUAAAUUUGCAACGAGAGCGGAUGCCAUUGCAGCUAGGGAUACGUUACAAAGCAAGAGGGUCGAUGUAGAGAAAGGGGCGGUGCUGAAGGCUGAGAUGGCGAAGAAGAAUUUGCACACGAAGCGGGGCGUUGGUGUGGGUGGCACUGGUGGGCCUAGCAGUGGUGGCGGCAGCGGCAGUGGGCCGUCGGGUAGCACCCACCACAGCAACAACAAGGUCCUCAAGUCAAUGGUAAUGGCCAUAUUAUUGGAUCGUUGGGAGGGAUGA